Physella acuta is the source of this 2494-nucleotide messenger RNA. RefSeq lists its product as uncharacterized. The record is from RefSeq and is a predicted model, not a curated record. Lineage: Eukaryota; Metazoa; Mollusca; Gastropoda; Physidae.
UCGGCAUUUUUUGACAGGAGAGUUGAGCUUAGAUCUUCUUAUAAAAGUUCCCAUGAAUUAAGUUUACAUCCUGUGUGUAUGAUGGCAGCAUGGAUGAUCUACUGCAUGUUCAGCCUUUUGCUCCCCACUUGUACUCACCAAACUGGGGUGGACAAGAUCAAGUUUGAAGAAGGGAAGAUGCAAUAUGAAGUUCUUCAGAGACAAUCCGAGAUGCCUAAAUAUGGUCAUUGCUGGAGAAAUGCCAUGGUGCUCAUCAAAAAAGAAUGCAAACGGCUAACAGAUGUAGCACAAACAAGACUAGCUUUAGCCUAUUUAAAUUGUUUCCUAGGGAUCCAGGGCAGGCCGGGCUAUGAGUGUGAUGAAACCGAGGAUGUAUCCACUUGUGUAAGGCAUAUGAAUGAAGUGGAUCGAAGUUCAUUGACCACAUUCUUUACUCACACCCAAAAUAUUUGCUACUUCCUUCAAGCUCAAGUUUGGCAAGAAGAAACAGACAUGACCAUUAAUAGGCUCAGUGCCACUAGCUCACAGGUUGCAGAACAGCUGGAGCAGUCAGAGCAGGUGCAGAGAGACAUUCUUCAAUCACAAAACCAGAGUCUACACACCCAGCAUCAAUUGCUUGUACAGACUCACAACUUGAGCAGCAUUAUCAACGUAUCAUCUCAAAGUGUGCGCUUACUGUUUGAAGACUUGAAGGAAUCAACCAAAGAACAGAAACAGAUAAUGGGUGCAUUGUUUGAUCAGCUGACCAAAUUACAGAGCACCAUACUGGGGGAAGUUUCUGGAUUCUACUCGCUGUUCUAUUAUUUGUUGUCUGUACUAGUGUGUUACUUGUUGACUUCAACAUCCCGCACUUCAGGAGCUAGAAUCUGGCUGUUCUUAAUAUGGACUGUGAAUGUUAUACUGGAGCAAUCUCUGCUAAGAUGGAUUGCAAGUGUCUAUCUGUCCAGUGGCACUGAUAAUGAACAGGUUUAUUGGCUUCAGAAACAGAGUCGUCGAGUCAGUUUGAUUCCAUCAGCUAUUGUCCUCGCUGUCUGCUUCUACAACUAUAAAGAUAUAAAUAUGCUGAAUAACCAACUUUUGAUGGAGAUAAGAAAGCAGAACUCUGAGCUUUGCAAGUUUUUAAGUGGUUCAAGUGCAAUUUUACAUGGGCAGCCAGCCACUGAAGCUGUUGGGACAUCUAAAGUAACUGAAGCUGUGGAUUCCUCUGAUAGUGACUACACAAGUGACAAUGGUGAUGACAGUGAUGAUGAGUCUGACAAGACUUUCAUACUGCCAGAGAACAGAGACACGGACGCAGAAAGUUUUCUCACACUAACUGAUAAUGAUUCAACUGUAACAGAUCUUUCUUCCUUACACUCAGAGUUGAAUGAUUUAAAUACAACCCUGUCCAGUCAAGAUCAGUUCACCAACAUCAGGUCAUGGCUGGACAGGUCACAUGGUCUAGAUGAUAAAGAGGAUGUGAAACCACCUAAACAUAGCUCAAUUGAAGUGGGUGAAGCAAUUAAGACAUCCCCAUACAAUUUACGACCUCGGAAAACAGGUGCCAGCCCUAACAUUAGCCCAGCCUCACGUGUUGAGUCUGCAAAAAGCUUCUCAAAAACUGUGCAUCAUAUGCAACAAAUCACAGAGAAAAACAGUCGCUUAAUCAGAGCUUACAUACAAAAUGCUGCACAGUGUUCCUCACCUGAUUCAACUAUAACAGGGCCAAGAGAGAGAAAUUCUAUUCUUACUCUUAAUGCAAGAUUGACAAGGAGUAGCCCAGCUAGUUCAAGAAAAUAAAAUACAUUGACUUUCUUUACUGUAAUAAUUCAACUACAACCUGAGAUAUUCUAUUUAAGCUAGUCUAUAUAAUUUAUUUAACUCCUAUUGUACAAAGUGUUAUUUUUUGUAUUUAAUUCUGCCUAAGUGUUCAAAUUAUUUAUGUCAACAGAAUAAAUCUCAAAGUUCUUACAAGUAAACUCAUUCUUUUAUGUAAUUAUUUUUAACAAUGAAACUAAAUUUUCUCAUGUUAACUCAUGCCUUAACUAACAUAGCAUUCACCUACGUCAAGUUUUGAUAGAAGCAUACACUAUUUUUUACAGUUUAAUUUUAUACGAUAGUGCUGCUGAUGAAUUGGUAUUUUAAAAAUCUUAAAUUUCAUGAAUAGUGAAUGUAAUUUUUUUAACUGGCAUUGCUAUUUAAUUUAUGAAAUAUUCAAUGUAUUUGCCAAUUUAAUUGUAACAUAAUGAAGUAUUACCUCAAGAAAAUAUUGCGCUUUGAAAAUGGUGUUGUUAUUACUAGGUUAUUGUGCAUGAUUCGUGUGAAUUUGAAGCUUUUUUUUUUGUUAUGUGUUCUACUUCUUCUUGCCAAAUAAGUGUCACUGUAUCAAUCAUAUUUAAGUUUGAGAAACAUAUUUCUUGAACAAAAUUUCAAUCACAUGAUGAAAUGUAUUUUUUAAUUGUAUAUAUGAUGAAAUGAUGUUUAUUAGUUUACAAUAAAGUUUAUAUUUUUAUAA